This is a messenger RNA of Monopterus albus (swamp eel), 3293 nucleotides long. RefSeq names its product F-box and WD repeat domain containing 7 (gene fbxw7). Gene Ontology annotation, cellular component: cytoplasm; nucleus. Lineage: Eukaryota; Metazoa; Chordata; Actinopteri; Synbranchiformes; Synbranchidae. The record is from RefSeq and is a predicted model, not a curated record. Gene Ontology annotation, biological process: proteasome-mediated ubiquitin-dependent protein catabolic process; ubiquitin recycling. Gene Ontology annotation, molecular function: ubiquitin binding.
AUUGCCCUCACUGUGGAUUAAGGCAUUGGCAUCUGUAUUAUGUUGACUGUAGAUCAAACCAACCGGAUCUCAGUGACGGAGUACCUGUGGAUUAGCACCAUGUGGAAUACAUUACAGGAAAGGCAUUAACUGUGAGGACAACUGAGGGAAUUCGACAAAGACCAGGAAGUGGCAGGAGCUUGCAGCUAGUCUCUUUUGUUUCCCCACACAUUUUCAAAGCCCAGAAAACUGCCAGGCUACUAAUGAGUAAGUCGAUGUGUGGCUGUGGCUGCAGCAUCAUCUCCUCUCUAAUGAAGAGACUGGGCCGCACAGCUUGCUGCUCAGAUUUCCUCUCCUGCAGCCAUACUUCAGAGCAGCUGCAGCGACUGGCCGCUGGCUGCCCACCUCAACCAAAGAAUGUCAAACCCUUCUCUUCCUCAGACAGCCUAGUGAAGGUCCAGGAGGUAGCAAGCUGGCUUUUGGAAAUGAACCAGGAUCUGCUGUCGGGGGGCAGCAGCAGCAGGCGGAGUCGGGGGCCGGGGGGUCCGGCAGUGCGAGGUAACGCCUCCUCCACAGCCCGGGCACCCCAGCAGGCUGCAGAGGAGGGUGACGACGAUGAGCACAUGAAUCGGGUAGUAGAAGAGGAAGGGCAGCUGCAGCAAAGGCCUGAGGCGUCGCAGGUUGAUGGCGAGAGAGGACAGCCAUGGGCGCCCAGCGAAUCGGGAGCCAGCAACGGCCCUCGCGGGGAUGAGGAAGGGGAAGAUGAUGAAGAGGCCCCACCAAACGAAGUGAACGGAGGGGAGAAAGGAGCCCGAUGGAUGUGGGGGGCACAGCAGAGACGACUGCGAGGUCAGCCGCUGGGCGAAGAAGAGGAGGAGGAGGAAGAGGAGGAGAACAACAACCACAGCAGCCACCAAGAAGAGGAGGAGGCAGAGGAGAGGACACAGGAAGGGGAGGAGCAGGGCAGGGAGGAAGAGGAGAGAGAAGAGGGUGAGGAGGAAGAGGAGGAUGAAGAUGAGGAAGAGAUGGACCAGGACAGUGAUGACUUUGAGCAUUCAGCAGAAAGUGGGAGGGAGGAGGAAGAGGAUGAGGAAGCAGAAGUGGAGGAAGGGCUACGGUCUCCCUCUCUCAGGAACAAUACGUCUGCCCCCAAUAACAACCUGGACUCUGGUUGUACACACCAAAGCUCUUCCAACAAGAAGAUGAAGAGAAAGUUGGACCAUGGCCCCGAGGUCCGAUCUUUCCCUUCAGGAAAAAAGCCCUGCAAAGGCCCAGAGUAUCCAAGCCCGACGGGAAUUGUCCCAUGUCCGGCCACACCCACCACAUUUGGCCACAUCAGAACAGCCAAUGGUCAGGGGCAACAGAGGCGGCGUAUCACCUCAAUCCAGCCACCCACGGGUCUCCAAGAAUGGCUCCGAACAUUUCAGAGCUGGACGGGCCCAGAGAAGCUGCUGGCGCUGGAUGAGUUGAUUGACAGCUGUGAGCCCACACAAGUCAAGCAUAUGAUGCAGGUGAUAGAGCCGCAGUUCCAGCGAGACUUUAUCUCCCUGCUGCCCAAAGAGCUGGCUUUGUAUGUGCUGUCAUUCCUGGAACCGAAGGACCUCCUCCAAGCAGCCCAGACGUGCCGCUACUGGCGCAUCCUGGCAGAAGACAACCUGCUGUGGAGGGAGAAAUGCAGGGAGGAAGGCAUUGAUGAGCCUCUGCUCGUCAAGAAGAGGAAAACUGUCAAGCCUGGCUUCACUCACAGCCCCUGGAAGUGCGCCUACAUCAGGCAGCACAGAAUAGACACUAACUGGAGGAGAGGAGACCUCAAAUCACCCAAGGUGCUGAAAGGUCACGAUGACCACGUGAUCACCUGCCUCCAGUUCUGUGGCAACCGUAUUGUCAGCGGCUCUGAUGACAACACGCUCAAAGUCUGGUCGGCUAUCACAGGAAAGUGUCUGCGGACAUUGGUGGGCCACACAGGGGGUGUGUGGUCAUCCCAGAUGCGAGACAACAUUAUUAUCAGCGGCUCCACGGAUCGCACACUCAAGGUCUGGAACGCAGAGACAGGAGAAUGUAUCCACACCCUCUAUGGGCAUACCUCAACAGUGCGCUGCAUGCACCUACAUGAGAAAAGGGUGGUCAGUGGCUCUCGUGACGCCACGCUGCGCGUCUGGGACAUUGAGUCAGGUCAGUGUUUACACGUCCUCAUGGGCCACGUGGCGGCAGUGCGCUGUGUCCAGUACGACGGGCGCCGUGUGGUCAGCGGUGCCUAUGACUUCAUGGUCAAAGUUUGGGACCCAGAGACAGAGACCUGCCUCCACACGCUGCAGGGCCACACCAAUAGAGUAUACUCAUUACAGUUUGAUGGGAUUCAUGUGGUGAGGGACACGUCUAUAAGGGUCUGGGACGUGGAGACAGGCAACUGCAUCCACACGCUAACAGGGCAUCAGUCCCUCACCAGCGGCAUGGAGCUAAAAGACAACAUCCUGGUCUCGGGCAACGCGGAUUCCACUGUCAAGAUCUGGGACAUCAAGACGGGCCAGUGCCUGCAGACACUGCAAGGUCCCCACAAGCACCAGAGCGCUGUGACGUGCCUCCAGUUCAACAAGAACUUUGUCAUCACCAGCUCAGACGAUGGCACUGUUAAGCUGUGGGACCUGAAGACAGGCGAGUUCAUCCGUAACCUGGUUACGCUUGAGAGUGGCGGCAGCGGCGGUGUGGUGUGGCGCAUCCGGGCCUCCAACACCAAGCUGGUGUGUGCAGUCGGCAGCCGCAACGGCACAGAGGAGACCAAGCUGCUGGUGCUUGACUUUGAUGUGGACUUGAAGUGAGAAGAGACUUGGUAGGGAAGGACAAAGAGAAACCGCAGAGAGGAAGGAAUAGAGUGGGAAUGGGAGAUAUGGCGCCUAGAAACCAGAGGGCCAGUGCUCAGAACUCUUCACCUAAGCUCGCAAAAUCUACAACCACCACCACUAACAGUGGGCUGUCCUGUCCUCGACCAUUAUCUUCCCCGUCCCUGUUUUGGGUAAAUGUUACUGACAAAGCCACAGACCCUCACGUGUGUUCAGCCCCUGCUUUCGAACCCCUACCACCAGUACGAGGUGUAGUCAGAGGGGAUCGGGCUGGAAACAGGGCAGGGGGCCACAACCAGUAUGUCCCUUGAUUUCCAGGGAGAAAUAAGAGUGGAACAAACGAACGACUGAUGAUAACUGAACUGGUAUGAAGUGACCUCCAACCUCUCAGUUUGGGGUGAGCUUCACACAGAGACUUGGUUCCUUCAAGCCUGACAGAUACGGAGAUGUACAGAAAUACAUUAUUUUUUAAAGACC